AUGGCCGGUUCAACGGCGGUGGCGUCUGCAUUUGCAGUCGAGCCAAAGCAGACUGGGAUCGACCCGAAAAGCCUGAAGGUGUGCUGCAUCAUCUCCGGAAGAUGUGCAAAAGUCGGCCUUCUACUUCUGCCCAGCCUACAGUUCCUGGUGCCCUAG
This is a messenger RNA of Pyrenophora tritici-repentis Pt-1C-BFP, 156 nucleotides long. The record is from RefSeq and is a predicted model, not a curated record. Lineage: Eukaryota; Fungi; Ascomycota; Dothideomycetes; Pleosporales; Pleosporaceae.